Molecule: messenger RNA, 1893 nt
Organism: Entamoeba dispar SAW760
Lineage: Eukaryota; Evosea; Mastigamoebida; Endamoebidae
Exons: 1
Coding region: 1-1893 (630 amino acids)
Biological process (GO): tRNA methylation
Cellular component (GO): nucleus; cytoplasm
Molecular function (GO): tRNA binding; tRNA (cytidine-N5)-methyltransferase activity
Source: RefSeq, a predicted model, not a curated record
AUGGAAGGAGAGAAGAAAGAAGAAAUUCAACAAGAAGAAGUAAAGAAAGAUGACGGAAGAAAACCAUCAAAGAAAGAUUACCAUUAUAUUACAGAAAAUCCAGAAAUGGAAAAAUUUUAUUCACAACAAACAAGCAUAAUGAAUAAUGAAGAGUUUAAGGAAUACAUAGAAACAAUGCACAAAACUUUACCAACUACUUUUCGAUUAACACGAAAUGAACAAACUCCAAUAAUUAAAGAAGAAUUAAAACGAUUAAUAAAUAAUAUCGACAAUAAACAAGAACGACCUGUUGAAUUAAGUUGGUACCCUGGAGGAAUUGCAUAUCAACUAAAUGCAUCUCGUGGAGAAAUUCAAAAAAAUAAAAGUCUUGAAGAACUACGCAGAUUUAUUAUUGUUCAAACUGAAGCAGGAGUGAUUUCUAGACAAGAGGCUGUUAGUAUGAUUCCACCCCUUUUUUUAAAUGUUAAACCAUACCAUGAUGUCCUCGAUCUUUGUGCUGCUCCAGGUUCUAAAACAACACAAAUUCUUGAAAUGAUUCAUUCUGGUCCAGAAGAAGCUACAGGAAUUGUAAUUGCAAAUGACAGUGAUUAUAAACGAUGUGAAUUACUUGAUCACCAAACAAAACGACUUCAAUCACCAAAUAUUAUUAUUACCAAUCAUCUAGCACAAAAUUAUCCUAUCAAAAUUGGAGAUCAAUUUAUGAAAUUUGACCGUGUUUUAUGUGAUGUUCCAUGUAGUGGAGAUGGUACCUUAAGAAAGAAUCCAGAUGCUUGGGGUAAAUGGAAUAUUAUGAGAGGAAUCAAUUUACAUAAAACACAAUGCACUAUCAUGAGGAGGGCAGUUAGAUUAGUUAAGAGUUGUGGACGAUUUGUAUAUUCUACUUGUUCAUUAAAUCCAUAUGAAGACGAGGCGGUUGUAGCAUUUAUUUUAAGAAAUUAUCCACAAAUUCGACUUGUUGAUGUGUCUACUGAAUUGCCAACACUCAAACGAUGUAAAGGUGUUUCUUCAUGGAAAGUAUUUAAUAAAGAAGGAGAAGAAUUAACAAUUAAACCAGACUCUAAAGAAGAUGGUAGUUCAAAAAUACCAUCUACAUUAUUCCCUCCUACAGAAGAAGAAGCAAAAAGAUUUAGAUUAGAUAGGUGUAUGAGAUUCUUACCACAACUCCAAAACACAGGUGGGUUUUUUGUUGCUGUUUUGGAAAAAGUAGGAGAUUUAGAUUGUGAUUUUAAAGAAGAAAAACAAAAACGAAAAAAAGUACCAAAGCCUAUUAAAACACGUAAAGGCGACUCUAGACUAAUGCCACUUAAUAUGACUGAAGGUUAUGAAACUAUUACACAAACUAUAAAAACUUUUUACGGGUUAGAAGGAAGUACUUUUGAUUUUGAAUGUCUUGGUCUUAAAGGGGAUGGUAAAGGAACUUUACACUAUUUGAUUAAAAAGGGAAUGGACUUGGUUAGAAUUAAUGAAUUAAAAAUUGUUGGUGGUGGGUUAAAAUUGUUUAGAAAACAUUCUGUUGGUCAGAACAGUAAUUUUAGAUUAUCUAAUGAAGGAUUGUCUGCUGUUGCACAUCUUUUUGGAGAACGAAGAAAGUUAGAGAUAAGACAUGAAGAAUUUGUUAAAAUGUUAGUCUCUGAAAGUCCAGUUCAAUUAAGUGAUGAAGUAAUGGAACGAGCUAAAAAUAUGGAAGUUGGCUGUGUAAUAUUCCAAAUCAAAGAUACAACCAGUCCAAUCAACAAACAAUAUUUCAGUGGAUGGAAAAGUAAAGGACUCUCACUGUUUGUUUCUAAAGUAGAUAAAAAAGCAUUAUGUCAAAAUCUUAAGAUUGAAUUACCAAAAAAUGAAUUACACGAAGAUUCAGAUUCUGAAAAGAAAGAGAAAAAAGAUGAAAAUUGA